Molecule: messenger RNA, 2582 nt
Organism: Ceratina calcarata
Lineage: Eukaryota; Metazoa; Arthropoda; Insecta; Hymenoptera; Apidae
Product: caspase-1
Exons: 4
Coding region: 200-1096 (298 amino acids)
Biological process (GO): proteolysis; positive regulation of neuron apoptotic process; apoptotic process
Cellular component (GO): cytoplasm
Molecular function (GO): cysteine-type endopeptidase activity
Source: RefSeq, a predicted model, not a curated record
GAUCACAGAUCAGCGCGACCAGUGGUUUACACGGUUUAUAUAAACAGAACGUGUGGCUGUAUCAAUUAUUUCGUCAGUCGUACGGGUUCCAAGCAUAGGAGAUAAUAUUAUCUCUAUGUUCCUAAGUCAAUUAAACAACAGAGUUUACACAAACUGCACAUUGCUGCACCUGUGUCCGUAAAGACUUUGUGAAAGUGUAAUGAUGGAUUCGAAGGAAAUGAAUGGCAUAAAAGCUGGUAUGAAAGCCAGUAUCGACGACCCAGACGCGUUCGGAUGCACGAGAAACAGCGUCAGUCCUCUCGUGGGUCCUUUACAGACAGCACCCACAGAACGUUAUGCUACACAUUACAAUAUGAACCAUCAAAAACGUGGAUUAGCUAUUAUUUUUAACCAUGAAUUUUUCACUAUUAGACACCUUGGACCAAGAUCUGGGACAAAUGUAGAUUGUGAUAAUCUUGUCAGUACAUUGAAAAAUCUUGGUUUCGAAGUAAAAGAUUAUCAUAAUUUUACACACACCAAUAUAGUGAAAAAUUUAGAAGAAGUUGCCAAAAUGGAUCAUUCCCAACAUGACUGCCUAUUUGUAGCUGUAUUGAGCCAUGGAGAACAAAAUGUUCUUUAUGCUUACGACACUUCGUACAAGCCUGAUUCCAUUUGGUCUCAUUUUACAGCUGAUAAGUGCCCUUCUCUUGCCGGAAAACCAAAACUAUUUUUUAUACAAGCUUGUCAAGGAGAUAAAUUAGACAGCGGAUCGACGUUGAAAGAACGUACAGAGACCGAUGGUCUGCCGACUUCUACGUUCCGUAUACCGAAUCAAGCAGACUUCUUAAUCGCUUACUCCACGAUACCAGGCUAUUAUUCAUGGAGGAACACUACUCGCGGGUCGUGGUUCAUGCAAGCGUUGUGCCUCGAAUUGCGUGAAAACGGUUAUCGUUACGAUAUGUUAACGUUGCUCACGUUCGUGUGCCAACGAGUCGCUCUCGAUUACGAGUCGAACACUCCUGAUAAUAUUACGAUGCAUCAGCAGAAGCAAAUUCCAUGCAUCACUUCGAUGUUGACUCGGUUGGUAAAAUUCACUCCCAGAAAUGGAAUUGCCUAACCGUAGGCAGACAAAGAGAGAGAUUUAUGAAUUAUAUUUAGUAUAUUGAACAUCGCGUACCUUUGCAUUGAUUACAUUAUUAGGAUUUAAAGUAAUAUAUUAUCCAUGUAUAAUAUAUUAUCCUAUUUCUUAAUGUGAUUGCGUCGUAUUGCAUUUAAACGACGGCAUUUAUCUUUUACAAACUGCCAUUGCAUUAUGCAGAAUUUAUAUUAUAAGAUGAAAACGAUAGUGUAUAAUACUUAAAAGCAAUACCAUAGAUUAAUGCUCUAUACAAAUUUUUGUACUUGCCUGAAUUAAGACGUAAAUUUUAACACGUGUACCAUGAGAUUUAUUCUUAAGCAGAAAUUUACAACGAUACGUCUUUUAACGCUCAUCGAAUCAGUGGGAAGUUGCAUAAAAUGUAGUGAUGAUAGAAAAGUAUAUUGCUCUUCCGAACUUAUAAAAUGUGAGAAAUAAGUACAAAAAGAAGCUGCGGUGUUACAAAUCGAUUGCCUUCAUGAUCGCUACUUCAUGAACAAAAUUUAACGCGUGAUUCAUAUAUGAACAGUACAAUUUCGACGUUGUAUUUGAAAAGAAGGUAUUUUUUAAUUGUUACAAUGCGUGCAACUUAUGAAACUUGUAUAAAAUGAAUGAGUGGCCUGUCUUUUCGCAAUAAGCAAUAGUUUAAAGUUGAAGGAAGCAAGGAAACAUUCUCGACUAGGUACAAUGCAUCGUCACUUCAAGACCUGCGCUCCCCUUGUUAGCAGUAAACUUAACUGGUUAAAGUAAUCUUGUGAUAAGGUGCAAUUACAACGAAUAUUAAAAUUUGACUACUACUACUACUACUACUACUACUAGUACUACUACUACUACUACGGUAAUGCAUAUGGAUUAAGAGAAGCAAUUUGCAUAAGCUAUUGGAAUUGCUUAUACGUAAAGUGUUAUAUUGCGUUUGUUGUUUCGGAAAAGUUAUCAUCGAAUGAAUUAGAUACAGAUAUUUGUGAUUGAAUCGGCAUUAUUACGAUUUAUGAAAUCUUGAAGAAUGUGAUACAAGUCUUUCAUAAUACGAUGUUUAAUAUCGCUUUUUAAAAGCCUUUGAUUAAUUGUGAUCGCUAUGCAUUCAAUAUAGAUAUAAUUCAAUGUAUCAUCAUUGUGUACGUGAGUGAUUAAGAUACAUUGUUCCUUGCUCUAGGAAUAUGGAGCACCAUUUUCGGAUAUCUCAUCAUAUUUCAGAAAGUAAUCGCUCAAUAAGGUAUUAUUAAGAAUUUGCGAUACUUAUUGUGGCAUAUUGUGAUAACUGUGUGCUCGUGUGCUUUCGCGUUACACUUUUCAUGCACUUUUAUAUGCAAUUGUAUAACAACGUUUUGCAAUCUCUAUAUUAUAGAUUUUAUAUAAAUUUUUAAUACAUAUACGCGUAUUUCUAAUUCGAGUAUUUACUGAACUUCUAUGUACAAGAAUUUGUGAGCAAAUAUACAAGGUACAAUAAAGUUUAAAUAAAUAAAAAAAG